AUGAUGGAAGAAGACAUAGGACAGUGGCAACAUAUGUUCCAGGAGCUGAUUCAAGAGGUGAAACCGUGGCACAAAUGGACCCUCAGACCAGAUAAGGACCUUCUUCCUGGUGUUCUGAAGCCAGGAUGGACGCAAUACCAGCAAAAGACCUUUGCCAGGUUCCACUGCUCUUCCUGCUCUCGAAGUUGGGCCUCUGGCAGAGUCCUGAUAGUCUUCCACAUGCGGUGGUGUGAGAAGAAGGCCAAGGGGCAGGUAAAGAUGAGGGUGUUUGCUCAGAGAUGUAACCAGUGCCCUGAACCCCCAUUUGCAACUCCAGAGUUCACAUGGGACAACAUCUCAAGGAUCUUGAACAACCUGCUCUUCCGAAUUCUGAAGAAGUGCUAUAAAGAAGGGUUUAAGCAAAUGGGUGAGAUUCCUUUGGUUGGGGACACCAGUCUUGAAGGACCACAUGACAGAGGCAACUGUGAGGCCUGUCUGCUGGGCUUUUGUGCUCAGAAUGACUUAGGUCAAGCCUCAAAAGCACCAGCACCCCCAUUAUCUCCCACCUCCUCGAAGUCAACCAAGGAGCCUAAGGCCGCUGCCACUUGUAGCAACGCUCCCUGCUCAGUAUCCUCCUCUAAAGUGGAGAAGCCCCAAGCAUCAAAAGUGAACCCCCAAGCCAGUAACCCUACCAAAGAUGACUCUAAGGUUAGCUUCACCUCAAAACCAUCAACUACUCCAAGAUGGACAAUCCAACCGCUGUCAGUAGUAAGCUCACCUGCUCCCAGAUGUGUCAUUCAAAUGCCUCCUCCUGUCGACAGCAGCAACAGAGCAGCACAUGUGGCAAACAAGAACACCAUAUCCAAGACCCCAAAGUCAUCGCUCUCAUCCUCUUUAUAUGCCCCACCCACUUCCUCAAAUGCCCCACCCACUUCCUCCUUAUAUGUCCUAUCCACUUCCUCCUCCUAUGUUGUGCCCAUUUCCUCUUCAUGGAGACCACCAGCAAACACCACUUGCCAAGUAGAGAGAAGCAGCCAUAUCCACCCACAAAGCCAGUCUUCCUGCUGCAAAGCUUGCUGCGGGGCCUUCGGGGCCUGCUGCGUGGGCUGCUGUGAGAUCAUCGGGCGCUACUGCGUGGGCUGCUGUGAGAUCAUCCGGAGCUGCUGCGAGGGCUGCUGUAAUUGCAUGUCACAGGGUCCACUGUGUUGCUUGGUCUUUCUAAUCUUGUUGCUGUUGUUGUGGUACUUAUUAUAA
Molecule: messenger RNA, 1233 nt
Organism: Arvicanthis niloticus (Nile rat)
Lineage: Eukaryota; Metazoa; Chordata; Mammalia; Rodentia; Muridae
Gene: Rtp3
Product: receptor transporter protein 3
Biological process (GO): protein insertion into membrane; detection of chemical stimulus involved in sensory perception of bitter taste; protein targeting to membrane
Cellular component (GO): cytoplasm
Molecular function (GO): olfactory receptor binding
Source: RefSeq, a predicted model, not a curated record